This is a messenger RNA of Chelonus insularis, 17079 nucleotides long. Its product is annotated as midasin. Gene Ontology annotation, cellular component: preribosome, large subunit precursor; nucleus. Lineage: Eukaryota; Metazoa; Arthropoda; Insecta; Hymenoptera; Braconidae. Gene Ontology annotation, molecular function: ATP hydrolysis activity; ATP binding. Gene Ontology annotation, biological process: ribosomal large subunit export from nucleus; ribosomal large subunit assembly. Bases 364 to 16536 code for a protein of 5390 amino acids. The transcript is spliced from 10 exons. The record is from RefSeq and is a predicted model, not a curated record.
AAAAAUUCCACGAAUACGGAGCCAUUUUGAUAAACUCUCAUUUUCAACUUAUGCGAACUCGAAAAUCGUGUUUAUUUAUAUUUGUUUAUCUAUUAUUCUUAGAAUAUUAUCAAUUCAUCAGAUAGUUAAAUUAGAAACAUACACAAACUUAUACUGUAAAUAGUAUAUUCAACAAUACUCCGAAAUUGACUUUCAUUAAGAUGCUCCUUUUAGUUUAGUUGAAAAUCCAGAAGCAUGUUCUGAUUCUUGUUGAAAUAGUGACAUUCCCACGUGUUUUUUAUGCACGGCUAACCUUUUUAGACGGCUAUAUUAUAUUAGUUUGAAAGUAAUAAUUUAUUAGUAAUAAUAAAUGAUUGUUCAAACAUGAGUAACAAAAAUAUGGAGAAAUUAUCAAAGAGUUUGCAGGCUGUUUGUGAUAAAAUUCCUUCAUUUCAUAAAUUCAAAGAUAUAUUUAUCAAAUAUCUCCCGGAGGAGGGUUCAGAUGAAGAUUCUUACAAAAAUGCAGUAGAAAAUUUUUGCAAUCAUGUGCUAUUAAAUCCUAAAUAUACUCAGCACGUGGCAGAAUGCUUUCCUCAAUUUUUAAUUUAUUUAUUAACAAUAACAAUACCAACGAGAUCAGAUGUAUUUGAUACAGCACAAUCCAAUGUAUCAAUUCAUAGAUUGAAUUGUGUCAUUCUAGGACAACUGAUAUCUGUACAUCCAGAUGUAUUGGAAUUUACUCUACGUUAUUUUGAUACACAUUCAGCUCCUUUCGAAUCUCCUGAAAAAACAGUUCCAAUAAAAAUGCCCAAGAAAUACCAGGUAAUUUUUGAUAUUCAACCUGUGACUGAUUAUGAUAUAGUUUUAUCAACAUAUAAUAUUCUUCAAACUGCUCCAAAUCAUUUCAAACACAAAUGGAAUUGGUCUCUGUUUUAUCAUUUCUUAAAUAAUGAAAAUAAUGAAUUACAAUGGUAUGCAUUAAAGUGUGUGGCCAUCAUUUUAAAUAUGUCAGAAUUUGCAAUGGUGAGUGUAGCUAAAGCACUUAUUCCUAAUUUUGAAAAUUUUUUAACGAUUAAACAGAGGUCUCAUAUUGAUACACUAAUAACCGUUGAUGAAAACAGUAUUGAUGAAUUACAAAAAAUAGUUGAACACUGUAAUUGUUUAGUAUCAGUAGCAGGUGUAUUAUUACCUGUAGUAGGUGAAAGAAUUCAAGAAAAUCCACCUUUAAUUCAAGUGCCGUCCAUGAAAUCUAACUUACGAAAUUUAGCAUUAGCAGUUGUGUCAAGAAAAUGCGUUUGUCUUCAAGGACCAGUAGGUUGUGGAAAAACUUCUUUAAUUGAAUACUUAGCAAAUAUAACAGGUCGAGGACCUUCAGACUUUAUAAAAGUACAGUUGGGUGAUCAAACAGAUUCGAAGAUGUUGUUGGGUACCUAUAGAUGUACUGAUAUUCCGGGAGAAUUUAUUUGGCAACCCGGAGUAGUAACUGAAGCGGUAGUAUCAGGAAAAUGGUUACUCUUAGAAGACAUUGAUAGCGCAGCUCUUGAUGUUGCCAGUGUUUUAAGUAAUCUUAUGGAAACAGGAAGUCUAUCAGUACCAGGAUAUCGUGAUACAAUUUAUGCUCAAACGGGUUUUCAACUUUUUGUUACUCAACGAUUAGUUUCUUCAGCAUCUGGAUUUUAUCGUCAAUCUACAAGCGUUUCUAAUUUAUUAGAAAAACAUUGGCUGUGUGUGAAUAUGGAUCCUUUAACCAAAGAAGAAUUAAUUAUUGUAGUGAAGGAACUUUUUCCGUCGCUUUCAACUAUAACAGCAAGAAUAAUUGAUGUCUUUUUAAUGUUCUCUAUGGGUAGUCACGAAAAUGAUUAUAAUGAAAAAUUAUCAAUUGCAAGUGGAAGAUUGAUUUCGACUCGUGAUUUAAUAAAAUGGUGUAGCCGAGUUAUUGUAGAUUAUGAUGUGUCUUCACCUGAAUCUGCUUUAAAAGUGUUUCAAAAUGCAAUAGAUAUUUUUUGUUGUUCAGUUCCUGAUCAAAAAAAACGAUUAGAUUUUGCUCUAUCUAUUGCACCAAUUUUAGGAAUAGUAAAAACAAAGGCUGAAUAUUUUUUUAAUAUUUAUAAACCACAAGUUUCGAUUUCUACGGAUCUAUUUGUUGCUGGACGAGCAAAACUUCAACGCAAAGUAACUCAAUUCCUCGAGUUUGAUCAUUCAAAAGUGAAUUUUUCAUUUACCAGGCCUAGUGCAAAUCUUUUAGAAAGAAUCACUUGUUGCGUGAAUCAAAAAGAACCUGUUUUAUUAGUUGGAGAAACUGGAACAGGAAAGACUAGUGUUAUACAAUUUCUAGCAAAAAGCGCAGGUCAUAAAUUAAUAGUAAUAAAUAUGAAUCAACAAAGUGAAUCAGUUGAUCUAUUGGGAGGCUAUAAGCCUGUGAAUAUUAAAAUUCUUAUUAAACCGAUCCGAGAAGAGUUUGAAUUACUUUUUCGUUCUUAUUAUGCGGUUGAGCCUAAUAAAAAAUUUCUUGAGCAUGUUGCGACUUCUUAUAAAUACGAAAGAUGGAAAACUUUAGUUAGAUUAAUGCUUCACAGUACUAAUGCAGCUUUGAAACGCCUAGAAGGGCAGAAUAAAGAAAUCACAGUGGGAAACAAGAGAAAAAGUAGCAAUAGUAGUAAUAAUUAUGAAGAAAAUAAUGAAACAUUAUUGAGAUGGAAAAGUCUUUCAACAAAAUUAGAGAAAUUAAAAGGUCAAGUGAAGACUGAAUUUUCUUUAGCCUUUGCAUUUGUUGAAGGUAGUUUGAUAAAAGCUUUGCAAAAAGGAUAUUGGAUUUUGCUCGAUGAAAUCAAUUUAGCGUCAUCAGAAACACUAGAGUGUUUAUCAGGACUAUUAGAAGGAUCAUCAGGCUCUCUUUCACUUCUUGAAAGAGGUGAUAAAGAAUCUAUCAAAAGACAUAAAGAUUUUACUAUUUUUGCUUGUAUGAAUCCAGCUACAGAUAUUGGCAAAAAAGAACUUCCUGUUGGUUUAAGAAAUAGAUUUACAGAAUUUUUUGUUGAUGAAUUAACUGAAUCAAAAGAUCUUCAUUUUCUUGUUAAUUCAUAUUUAGAGAAUUUAAAUCUUCCUUCUACAAAAAUCGAUGCAAUUGUUAAAUUUUAUUUAAAAGUUCGUAAAGAAGCUGUUAAUUCAUUAAGUGAUGGAACAGGUCAUAAACCACAUUUCAGUUUAAGAACAUUGUGUCGAGCAUUAAGCAUUGCAGCUUCAAAUCCAUGUGGAAAUAUUACGCGAUCGUUGUAUGAAGCUUUUUGUCUAAGUUUUCUAACUCAAUUAGAUCAUCAAUCUUAUCCAAUUGUACAACAGAUGAUUACACGGGUAAUAUUAGACUCAAAUAACGUGAAAACCGUUCUCAAUGCUCCUAUCACCAAACCUACAUGUUCUUUUGAUACUGAUUAUAUUAAUUUUGAAGGAUAUUGGGUUAUAAAAGGUACUCUGCAACCAGAAAUUCCAAAUAAUUAUAUUCUGACAAGUUCCGUUCGUCGAAAUCUAAAAGAUCUUGUGAGGGUUGUUUCAAUAGGUAAAAUGCCUGUUUUACUACAAGGAGAUACAUCUGUGGGGAAGACAAGUUUAAUUACUUAUCUAGCAAAAGCUUCCGGGCACGUCUGUGUGAGGAUUAACAAUCACGAACAUACAGAUCUUCAAGAAUACGUCGGUAAUUAUGUAGUUAGUGAAACUGGAAAAUUGGUAUUUAAAGAAGGUGUUCUAGUUGAAGCAAUGCGCAAAGGAUAUUGGAUUAUUUUAGAUGAAUUAAAUUUAGCACCAAGUGAUGUAUUGGAAGCUUUAAAUCGAGUUCUUGAUGAUAAUAGAGAGCUGUUCAUACCUGAAACCCAACAGACUAUCAAAGCUCAUACCAAUUUCAUGCUUUUUGCAACACAAAAUCCUCCAGGAAUUUACGGAGGACGAAAAGUUUUAUCUAGAGCAUUUAGAAAUCGAUUUGUUGAACUUCAUUUCAAUGAAAUACCUGCUAAUGAAUUACAGACUAUUUUACAUGAACGAUGUACCAUGCCGCAAUCUUAUUGUAAACAAAUAAUAAAUGUGAUGACGGAACUUCAGAUUAGAAGAAAAAGCACAGCAACAUUUAUGGGAAAGCAAGGAUUUAUCACGUUAAGAGAUUUGUUCCGGUGGGGUGAAAGAUAUAGAAUAGCUCCAAAUGUUGAAUCUCUAUAUGAUUGGAGUCAGCAUCUUGCUGAUGAAGGAUAUUUAGUUUUAGCAGCUAAAGUAAGACGACCUGAAGAAGCUGAAGAAAUACGAGAAGUGAUAAAAAAACAUUUAAAGCGAGAUGUUGAUCCAGAAAACUUAUUUUCGCUUCAUAAAAAUACUUCUUCCGUCACCAGACCUAUUUUAGAGAAACUUUUGGAAAAAAAUAUUCCUGGAUUCGAAAAUAUUGUUUGGACAUAUCAUAUGAGAAGGAUGGCAGUAUUGGUGAUUAAAUCUUGUGAAUUUAAAGAACCAGUUUUGUUAGUAGGAGAGACUGGAGGUGGAAAGACAACAGUUUGUCAACUAGUUGCAGCAAUAAGAAAUAAAAAGCUCUUUGUAGUUAAUUGUCAUAUGCAUACUGAGUCCUCCGAUUUUCUCGGUAACUUGAGACCAAUAAGAGACCAUUCAAAAAAUGAUAAAAAAUUGUUCGAGUGGAUUGAUGGCCCAUUAAUUGAAGCAAUGAAGAAUGGAGAUAUUUUUCUAGCUGAUGAAAUAUCCCUUGCAGAUGACAGCGUAUUAGAAAGAAUGAAUUCUCUUUUGGAAACUGAAAGAAGUUUAUUGUUAGCUGAGAAAAAUACAGAUUCUUUUGAUUCUAAAGAAUCAGAUUGCGUGAUCACUGCUCAUGCGGAUUUUUGUUUUAUUGGCACAAUGAAUCCUGGUGGUGAUUAUGGAAAAAAAGAAUUAUCUCCGGCUUUGAGAAAUAGAUUUACUGAAAUUUGGUGUGAAGGUUGUGUUUCUAAUGAUGAUCUUCAACAAAUUAUUCAGCAUAAUUUAUUGAAUUCAUUAAAGAAUCAAGCGGAUAUUAUUUCAAAUGGAAUUAUUCACUUCCUAGACUGUUUAAAAGCUUCGGAAAUUGGUAAAAAAAUUACUGUAAGCAUCAGAGAUGUUUUGACGUGGAUAGAUUUUAUUAAUACAUGUCAAAAUAAUAGAAAUAAUUCGAAAUUGUCUUUGGAAACAAUAUUUGUCGAAGGGGUUCGUCUUACUUAUCUUGAUAGUCUUGGCUCUGGAAUUACAAGCACUGAAAACAGAGAUAAAUUAAAAUUAUUCGAAGAAAGCAUGUUGAAGUCAUUGGAACCUUAUCUUAGGAAGUUGAGAAGCUCUGAUAAAAUAAUAUGCGACGAAGAUACGACAAAUUGUAAAGAACAGUUCGGCAUUGAACCUUUUUCUAUAGAUAUAGGUUUGAAAGGAAAAUGCAAAGACGUGAAUUUUGUAUUUAAUGCUCCUACAACUCGAUUGAAUGCGUUGAAAAUUUUACGUGCUUUGCAGUUAAAAAAACCUGUUCUUCUCGAAGGAAGUCCUGGAGUUGGAAAAACGAGUCUAGUAUCUGUUAUCGCAAAAUCAAGUGGACAUGAUUUGCUGAGAAUAAAUUUGAGUGAUCAGACUGAUGUUUCUGAUCUGUUUGGGGCGGAUCUACCGGUUGAAGGUGGUAAAGGAGGUCAAUUUGCAUGGAAAGAUGGUCCUUUUUUACGAGCAUUGAAAGCUGGUGACUGGAUUUUAUUGGACGAAUUAAAUCUAGCAUCUCAAUCAGUCCUUGAAGGAUUGAAUGCGUGUUUGGAUCAUCGAGGAGAAAUUUAUAUUCCAGAGUUGGGUCGCUCAUUCAAUGUGAAACCUGACACGAAAUUAUUUGCAUGUCAAAAUCCAUUAAAUCAAGGUGGUGCAAGACGAGGAUUACCUAAAAGUUUUUUAAAUAGAUUCACUCAAGUUUUCAUUGAUGCUUUAUCUAAUGAUGAUUUAAAAAUCAUUACAUUACAACAAUUUCCUGAAUUAGGUGAGCAAAUAAUUGAUAAAAUUGUGAAAUUUAAUGCUGUGAUAGCAUCGGAAGCUGGUGUUUCUUGGGCUUAUAAUGGAACUCCAUGGGAAAUGAAUUUACGAGACAUUACACGAUGGUGUGAAUUAAUUUGUAGAGCAUCAGAAGAACCAAACGCAGCUGCCGAGGCUGUAAAAUUAAUUUAUGCUGAUCGAAUGCGAACUGCAGAUGAUAAAAUGAAAGUUAUGCAACUAUUUUAUAAUAUAUUCAAGCAACCAAUAAUGAGAGAUAAACAGCCAUUUAUUUAUAUUAAUGAGGAAAAUGUAUAUUUUGAUGAUAUUGUUUUGCCACGCACAACAGACUCAUUUAUAUCAGAUCAAAAUUUGCUGGUAUUAAGAGAUCAAAUUCCUGUUUUAAAAAGCCUUGCGGAGUGUGUUCAAAUGAAGUGGAUGCCAAUUGUGGUAGGUUCAUCGGGAACUGGAAAGAGCAGUGUUGUUCGAGUUUUAGCGCAAUUAGCAGGACAAAAGCUACGUUCAAUUGUUGUCAAUUCUGCAAUGGACACUACGGAAAUCCUUGGAGGUUUUGAACAAACGGACUAUAACCGGCACUUGGAAGAACUGAUUGAGAGGACAGAGAAAGUUUUGAUUGAAGUCUUGAGGGCGAAACUGGAUAAGAAAAGUCUGAAACAAGUCAGUGAGUUUCAUCGACAACUGGAAAAGAUUAGACACCUGUCUUUUGACAAGAGUCUUUCAACCACGAUGGCCAUCGAGACAGAAAUUUUUUUACAACGAACAAAAGAGCUCUCUACAUUAAUUUCUGCUAUGGAAACACUCGACACAUGUUCAGGAAAUGUAGAAUUAGCGUCAAUCAAGGAUAAACUUACAAACUUGUCACACUUUGUAAAACAAGAUAAUUGUUUAAAUGCUGGAGGGAAGUUUGAAUGGGUGGACAGUGUGCUUGUUAAGUGCUUACAAGAUGGAACAUGGCUUUUAGUGGAUCAAGUGAAUCUCUGUAGUCCAGCAGUUUUAGAUCGAUUGAAUGGGCUACUUGAACCCGGGGGAGUACUUACUGUUGGUGAAAGAGGUGUUGAUAAUGACGGUCGAAUCCAUACAAUAAAGCCUCACCAAAACUUUCGACUUUUCCUAACAAUGGAUCCACACUAUGGUGAAAUAUCGAGAGCAAUGAGAAAUAGAGGAGUUGAAAUUUAUCUCUUAGACCAUAAGAAAAGUUAUCAAGAAAAUGACUUAGACAUAAAAUCAUUGAUGUACAAUACAGGAUUAACAAGAAAUAACCAUCAAGAGAUUUUGUUAAACAUUCAUCAAGAAGUUUCGAGCCAACAGCUUUUAACAGAUAAACUCAGCACAAUCCAACUACUGCACUGUGCCUUUCUGAUUACUCAGCAAAUAUCAAGAGGAUUUUCUGUGAGGGAAGCAUUCUUUACUUCUUGUAUAGAUGUAUAUAUUAAGUCUCAAUACAUCCAACAGCCUGAAAUCAAAAAUCGUUUGAUGUCAAUUAUAGAGAGAAUAAUUGAUAAAUUCAACGUUACACAAAGCAUCCCACCAGUAAUUGACCUAAGUGCAGUAACUUGGAACAUUCGAGAUCUGCAAGAAAAUGCUCAGUUAACUGUAAUUUCCCAACAGGGAAUUUUUUUAAUGUCUCUUAAAACUAGAUAUCUUCAAGACCCAUCUAGAAAUGCAACGACAAAAUUCUUGAACGAUUAUUUGAAUAUGAAAGAAUGUGGUAAUUUUAUUGAUAUGGAAAUAACGAAAAUUUUCCCUUACGUUUUACUGAACUUUUUUGAAAAGUCUUCCAUUAAAGAUAUUUCUAUGAGGAACGUUUGGUUGAAUAAAUUUAUAUGCGAUUCUACUUCACAAAAUCAAUUUUUAUUAUCAUUUAAAAAUAAAAUUGAACAAAUAACUUAUGAGAUCUUGAAAUCAGAUAAAAUAUUCAACGCUUCUCGUCCAUGGUAUCAAACAGAAUCUUUUGACAUAACUCAACCACUUUGUUUAAGAAUGUAUAUGAAAAUGAUCGAUUUUAACUAUCCGGAAAAAUUAGAACAAAAUAAAAAUAAAAAUAUUAUCACAGUAGAAGAAUACUCUAAAAAGGUUCAUAACUAUAAUCUACAAGAAGAUAACAUUAUACCAUUAGUAACGAAUUUUGUUCCAUUCGCUACAAAUAUUCAUCAAUGGAUUACCAAUUAUCUUUAUAAUUUAUCUCAAUGUGAUCAUAAAAAAUACAUUGAAAUACGAUUAAAUCUUCAAUGGUUCCGAAGAUUUUAUAAACAAGGGCAACUAAUGUUUAUAGAUAAAUCACAGAAAGGACAAACAGAGAACAAUUUUACGAAAAUGCUAUUAGUUGUUCAUUAUAGAUGGUUAAGAAAAUUACUAUUAAAAUAUUUUGAAGAACCAAAAAGUACUGAGGAUCAUGAUGACAAUAAAAAAAUAGAGGAAACAUUGAAAACAUUAAUAUCUGAAUUCGAUAAUUUUUUGCAUUAUCAAAAGUCUUUUAAAAAAUUAGCAAAAAAAGUUAAGAGACAAUUAAAUAUCAUGCGUCCAUUUACAUCACAAACAAUGAUUGAUGGAUAUAAGAAAAUUACUAAUUAUUCUAAAAACUUUUUAUUACCACUUCAAAAACCGAUUGAUAGACAAUUUAAUUUAAUACUAUUACAACUGGAUGAAUCUAUUGAGAUAAAGUCAGAUUUAAUAAUUAUUUGGGAAGAAAUUUUCAAUGAUCGAUUUAAUGAAAGAAUGUUGAAUAAUAUAGGAACAUAUAUUAAUGAAUUUCACGAUGAAUAUGAAUUAGAUUCUCAAACAAACGUGAAAAUUGUUUAUAAAAAAAUACUUACCAAUUAUCCGAGGGAAUAUUUAAUAAAAAUAUCAAUGGAUGUACAACUUUGGCCGUUAUAUGAAUAUGGAUUCAUUCUUUUUGUGUACAAAAUUCAUCGACAAUUAAGUGAACAUUCAUAUAAAAAAAGCAAUGAUAAUGAGAUGAUAAAUGGAAUUAACACUAUAAAUAAUUUUUUGAAAUUUUUAAAUCUUCCUACUCAUUUAGUUGCAAUAUUAAAAGUAACUUUAUCAAAAAUUGAUAAUAAACCUGAACGUGAAAGAUUAUUACCAGAAUUGUUGAGACAUUUAUUUCAAUAUCAAGGUAAUUAUCAAUUCUGUAAUAUUCAUAAAUUCACUUCUUACUUAAAUUCGCCGUUUGAUGAAAUUAUCAAUCAGACUGAUUUUCCGAAUUAUUCAGACCAAUUAUCUGACACAAACGAAAAUAAAUUAAAUUAUUCUGAUAAUAAUCCAGUAUUAAUACAUACAUUAUCAAGGUUAUUAUUGGCUAACGAUGGAAAUAAAGAUGAUUCCGUUGUUUCAAUUGCUCCAUUAGGACUUUAUAAAAUUCAUUUAGAUCAAAUGAAAAUGGUAAAUGAUAUGCUUUGGCGUAAUAGCAUACCAUUAAAUUCAAAAAAAUAUAAUUAUAUUGAAAAUGAUGAGAAAUCUUUAAUAUCCUACAUAAAUUCAUAUUUAAAAGCUAUUGAAAAUGUUGAAAACAAUUGUAAUGUUCGUGAAUUAAUUAUUCAUGAUUCAAAUGAUCCUAUCAUUACUAAUAAUACGAAUAAUGAACGAUCGUAUAAUGUUUGUUAUAAAAAUCCUUUAGAUAAAUUAGUAAUGAUUAAAAAUCGAUUACAGUCAGAUGAAAAUACAUCAAAAGCAGCUGAUCGUGGUCUAGCUUGGAUUUAUUUAGGUUUACAUCAAUUAUUUUUAUUCAGCCAUUUAGGAUUCAUUGAUCCCGUAAUAAAAACAGAAUUAAAAUUAUCGUACACUCAUGAAGAUAUCAACGAUUUAAUAACAAUAAUUUCUUCCAAUACUUUAGAUUCGUAUCUAAUGAAUGAUCACGGUUGGAUUGGAAGAGGAAACACAUCUAGAUUAUCUGAAGUUAACAAAUGUUUAGAGAAUUCAUACAAAAAUCACACUGAAUUGAUGCAAUCAAAAGGAUAUCGAUCUUCACAUGUACCUUUUGGAGAUUUAGUUAAACAAGUUUCUUGUUUCCGAGGAGAUGUUGGAUCACCAGAGUAUAUUAUAAAUAGUGCAGAGAAUACACAUAAUGCCAUUUUAAAAUUAUUACAAAAUGACAAGUUUAAUUUAAAAAAGUCUAUUGAAAUUGCACGACAUGCGUCAGAAAUAUUAAAAAGUCGUCAAAGCACUUGGCGUGCUAUUAUGAAUUCAUUAGAAGAUAAAUUUUUGGUUAAUUAUCGUGAGCUUGUGACUCCAAUAAUGACGGGUCUAACACAAAUUAUUCAUGGAGCUGAUAUUUUAGUUGAUGAAAAUAAUCGAUUAAUUGUCACAGAAGAGACAAGAGUUAAUUUAUCAACUGCUGAACAUUUUUUACAACAUUUCGUUCAAUUUCCAACAAUUGGACCGAAUCAACAAAGUAUACUUCAGCUUAUAGAUUUAUAUUCAUCACAAAAUGGAAGAGAAUUUAUUAAAACACAUUUAGAUAAAAAGGAUCGAUUCAAAGCUUUAAUAGAACUCUUUAAUAUGUUAAAAAAUGCUCUUUAUGAGCUUUAUAAUUAUGUAACACUCAAACGAGAAUUAACAAUGGAUUUAUGGAAUUUAUUAAAUGAAUUGCUAUCACAAAUUGUUCUGAUAUGGCAGAAGCAAAGAAUUGAAAAAGAGAAAGCAGCAGCAGAAGCAGAAAGUUUAUAUAAGGGCAAUAUAAACGUUAAUGGGCAAAUGUUGACUGAAGAAGAAGAGAUAGAUGAGCAAUUAAGACAUUUAUUUCCCUGCAAACAUGAUCAUGACUUUGAAGGUAUUGACGACAAACAAACUCUUGAACAGAGAAAAGAAACUAAUGAAAAUCUCCAGUUGUAUGCAGAAUUAAUUACUGAACAUGAUCUUCUAGAAGUUUAUAAACUUCAUUCGCAAAUAGUUAAAUCAUUUAUUCCGGCAUUGUGGAUGAAAAAUUCUAAUACAUCAAUUGAACGUAAUUAUAUUGAUCCUUUCAUUCAAAGAUUUUCUCUUUUCACUUCAUUGUACUCACAAGUGGAAAAGUCUCUUUCGUCACAGUUGUCUACGAAAUUAUAUAUCAGUUUCAAUGUUUUAGCAUCAAUUGCAGUCUCCAUGAAUUCUGGAGAAACAUUAAUUGAUAGCUCUAAUAAUGCUAUCGAUGACAAAAAAAAAUCUUACGAUUUUUAUACAAGUAGUAAUAUUGCAGAAGUAAUACAGUGCAUACUAAUUUUAGAUGGCAUAAUAAAUAGAGUCAAAGAUUAUUUAGAAGAAUGGCCUGAGCAUCCAACUUUACAAUCAAUAUGUAUAAUUAUUCAGAGAAUAAAAACUUUUCCGGUUACAUCAUCAGUCUCUCGGUUUCUCACAGGUCUUGAGCUUCUUGCGAGUAAAAUACGUGAAUGGCAAGAAAACGCACACAUUGGUGUCAGUUUACACGAAUAUUCAGCUUCGUUAACCCAACAGAUCAUUGACUGGCGAAAAUUGGAAUUGAAUUGCUGGAAGAAUUGUUUAGAUUCCACUCUGGAACGAUUAAUGGCGAAAGCUUCUAAAUGGUGGUUCUUUCUUUAUUCUCUUAUAAACUCAUAUGUGAAUAAAAUACCUUUAAAAGAUGAUUUUAUAGGCAAUUCUAGGACUAUGGAUUUAGCAGAAGGUGAAAAAGAUGAUAAAAUAACAUUGAAGAAAUUGAUUGAAUUGUUAGAAAAUUUUAUAAGUCAAUCUACUCUUGCUGAAUUCGAAGUUAGACUUGAUUUAUUAUUAACAUUCCAUUCUCAUGUAUUUUAUUUAAAACCUAGUAGUGAGAGACAAGAGCUUCUUGCAGUAUUUUGGAAUAUUUAUCAAUAUUAUAAAAAAUUUUCAACAGAUAUCAAAACAAAAAUAAAUUCUGUAAAAGCUCCAAUUGAAAAGAAGUUACGAGAUUUUGUUAAAAUCGCUCGCUGGAAUGAUAUUAAUUAUUGGUCAGUAAAAACAACUGUAGAAAAAACACACAGAAAUUUACUCAAAUUUAUUCGUGAAUAUGAAACUGAACUCAAUCAAAAUAUAAGUGCUUGUUUGAUUAUCAAACCAACAAAUUGCUCUUCAGAAAUACAUAUAAAUAGUAAUGAUAUUUAUAUCAAUCCAGACUAUUUUAUAAUUCUAGAUAAUAAUGAAAAUGACAUUAAAAUAUCAAAUAUAGAUAAUUCAUUAAUUGAAAGAUCAAAUUUAUUAACAAAAAAGGCAAAAAAGCUAUGUAAAGAAACUAUAUUAAUGUCAAUGUAUCCAGGAUUACGAGUGGAAAUAGAUCAUUUAAUUGGAGAAUUUAUGAAUCGAAGCAUUGAACUUAAAAAUAUGGAAGUAGAUCGAACUUUACCAAAACAAAAACAAAAAUCACAUGCAAAAAGUAUUCUUCAACAAAAAAAACUAGCACUUGCUGAUUACUUUAAAACGCUAACAAAUAUUGGACUUUCAUAUCGAAAAGGUUUAAUAGCUUGGCAAAAUAAACAGAAUGAAAUUUUUGACAUGACUAUACCACCUCUUGAUGUUGCACAUGCAUUUCAGAAAUUCGAUCAUCUUCAAGAUGCAGAUAAUGAAAUUUUGGCGUAUUGGGAUGGCUGUGAAAAGUAUUAUUAUCAAUCUUGUAUCUAUUUACAAUCUUUAAAUAGUACUUUUGUUAAAAAUCAAACUGAUCUAGGACCUCAGAAUAUAGAAAGAUGUCGAGGAUUUUCAAUUCAUCUGCUAUCUAUAGCUCAAAAGCAGAAAAAGUUUCUAACAAAACAUAUAGAAGAUUAUGUAACAUUAAGGAAACAAAUAAUCAAUUUAGAAAAGCUAAAGAAUAAUAAUGAUAUUGAUCUUCCAAGUAACGACGAUAUAUUAAACUGUGCUAAUGAAUUAAAUCAACUCGCAAUUUGUUUAUUGACUGGAUUUGAACAAAUAGAUAUCUAUUUCCAGACUUGUCCCCAAGAAAAUAUUUUUGAAUUAAAAGAAGAAAUCUUGAUCUUAGAAGUAAACGAAAUACCAAUGGUUAAUGCAAUUAAAGAUGAUCCAGAUUGGAAAAAUGGUGAUUAUUUAAUAAACAAUGCUAUUAAAUUAAUCAAUUCUAUGAUUUCAACGUAUGAUGAAUUAUUUUUAAAUAAUUCUGUAGUUGUAAUUCGAAGUGGUCUUCAUUUUAAUUUCUUAAAACAAUGUUACAAACAUGUUGAAAAAAUAGUGAAAAUAAUUGUAAAACUUGAAAUGAUGUUUAGUAAUGAAAACGAAAAAGGUCAUCCAAUAUUAAUGACCAUGGAGUUCUUAAAAACAAGAGCUGAAGAAUGGAUUAAAACAUUUGAUGCAACAAAAACAGUUAAAAGUCUUUAUUCUUCAACAGAAACAAAUAAUGAUGUAGAAAAAGUAAAAAUAGAAGUGGAAGAGCUUGUAAUGAAAAUUUUAGUCAUGAUACAAGAGAAGUAUAAAGAAGCUACAACACAAAGUGAUGAAUCACCUGAUGAUGAGUUAAAAGUGAAUAAAAACGUUAAUGAAGAAGAUGAAAGUGUGGAAGACGGCAAAGAAAACUCACAGCUAGAAGACAAUGGAUUUCGUGAGAAAUUAAUUGAGUCUCUUGAAAAAGAUAUUAAGAAUCUGCAGCUGGAGGAAGUAAAUAAAAAAUUGCAAUCUCUUCUUCAAAGUAUUCUUUCUUUAAAUCCUGUUUAUUCUCCAAUUUAUUAUUCUAUGAUAAUAAAAAUUUUUCCGAUUUUACAACAAUUUAUUUUGUUUUCUCAAUUUUACUUGAAUGAGCAAGUAGCUGUUUUUAGGACGACAUGUAAGAUUUUAUAUCUUCAACUUAAUGUCUUUUUAGAUUUAGCUACUAAAGGAUUUUGUAUGCCAAAAGAUUUAGAUUUGGAGGAAGAAGAUGCAGAUGGAGAAAGUACAGAACGGGAUGUAAAUGCUGGAGGAAUGGGAUUAAGUGAUGGAGAAGGAAAAAAAGAUGUUUCAGAUAGGAUCGAGUCUGAAGAUCAAUUAGAAGAUGCUCGACCUGCUGGAGAAGAAAAAGAACAAGAAGAAGAUAAAAAUUGCGAAGAAGAAGAAGGUGGUAUUGAAAUGUCUGAAAAUUUUGAUAGUAAAUUGCAAGAUAUUGAGAAAAAAAAUGAUAGUGAUGAUGAAAAUAAAAGCGAUGAUGAGGACGAUAAUGAUGAAGAUCUAGACAAAGAGAUGGGAGAAACGGAGAAGGGUGCUGAGCAACUUGAUGAAGAAAUAUGGAAAGAUGAUGAAGAGUCUGAUAAUGAAGAGGAUAACGGUAAUGAUACUGAAGAGCAAGGAAGAGGAGAAGCAAUUGGAGAAAAAGAAUUAAGUGCGAAAGAUGAUUCUAAGAAUCACGAAGACAAUAAAAAUGAUGAAAACAAUGAUCGUAAUGAUGAAAAAAGUCAAAAGAAAAAUGAAAUUGAUGAAAUGAAUGAACCGGAUGUGAAUGAUGAUCAAAUUGAUCCAUAUCAUGGAAACGAUAAUACCCAGCCAGAAUGUAUGCCAAUGGAUUUGCCAGAUGAUUUGAAUUUGGAUGAAGAUGAUGAUGAAGGUAAGGAAAAACCAGAAGAAAAUGAAGAGAAUCCGUUCGAUGUCGAUCAAAUGAAAGAAUGUAUUUCUGAAGAAAAAGAUCAAAAUGAAGAAGGUGAAGAAAAACAGAUGAAUGAAGAUGAAAAUAAUAAAGAAGGUGAAGAAUCCAGUGAUGAGGAAAAUGGAGAAUCAACUGAAAAUCUUGAAAUAAAAAAUUUAGAUGCUGAAGAAUCUGAGGAUACCGAAAAUCCUAAUCAACAAACUCCUGGUCAUGAAUUAGAUGAUAAAAAAGAUGAUGAGAAGGAAAAUAAAGAGGAGUCAAAUAGCGAGCAAACAGCUCCAAGUAUUCAUGAUCAAAGUAAGGAGACAGAUGCAGCUGAUCAAGUAGAAAGUAAACCUGAUGGAUCGAGAGACAAAGUUCCAAAUGAAUUUAAUGAAGAAAAAAAUUCGCAAAAUCAAGAUAUUUCUGAGAAAAACGAACAUAAUGAUGGAAACGAUAAAGGAACCGGCCAAGCACAAUCUCAAGAGCAGAAUGAAGGACAUUUAGGUUCAGUGAUGGAACAAAAUAUGCCAAUUCAACGAAAUGGAGAAAAACGGCCGUUAGAGAAACGAAAAAAUCCUGGGAAAAGUGAUGAAGAUCGAGUUUUAAUGGAUAAUUUACAACCCAAUAUAAAAAAACAGAAAAUAAUGCAGUUUGACAAAAAAUCAGAACAGGCAGAAAACAGUGAAGAAGGUUUUGAAGAAGACAAUAAAAGUAAUAUAGAUAUGUGUCAACAUGUUAAAGAUUCUGAAAAAUUCGAUGAUUGCGCAAUUGAUACAGCUACUGAAGAACAAGUAAAAAAACAAAAGAUAGCAGAUGAGAAUGAAGAAGAUAAGGAAAAUAAUGAUGUAGAAUCAAAUCUAGAUAUGCACAUAGACAAUGAUGAAAUUAUUCAAGAGGAAGUACAAUCAUUAAAGUCUGAAGUAACUCCUGAGAAUGAUAAAAAUAAGAAAAAUUUCCAAUCAGAGACUAAAAAUAUGAAUGAAGAAGAAAUUGGUUCUCAUGCAGAAAAUAAAGUUGAAGUAGAAGGAGAGUUAGUUCAAACAUUAACUGUUUCAAGAAAACAAGAAUCUGCAUUUUAUACACAAAAAAUUGGUGAAAUAGAUUCACUCGUAAAUUUGUCACAUAUAGAGCGAAAGAGACUUGAAGUAGAACAAAUGUUGCGCCAAUGGACUUAUACUCCAUCAACACAAGAAGCAUUAACUGCUUGGAAUUGUCUAAGUGCCGUAACAGAAACUCCGGCAAGAGAUUUAUCGGAAAAACUGAGACUUGUACUAGAACCAACACAAGCAUCAAGAUUAAAAGGUGAUUAUCGAACAGGAAAAAGAAUAAAUAUGAGAAAAAUUAUUCCCUAUAUAGCAAGUCAAUUUAGAAAGGAUAAAAUAUGGUUAAGAAGAACUAAACCAUCAAAGAGAGACUAUCAAAUUAUUUUAGCUGUAGAUGACAGCAGUAGUAUGGCUGAUAAUCAUUCAAAAGAGUUAGCUUUUGAAUCACUUUCUUUGAUUAGCAAAGCUAUGAGUUAUUUAGAAGUUGGUCAACUGGGUGUUAUUAGUUUUGGAGAAUCUCCUAAAGUGCUACAUCCUCUUGGGGAACCAUUUAAUGAACAAAGUGGUGCUAGACUUAUUCAAGAAAUGCAAUUUGAUCAGAAGAAAACAAUGAUAGGACAGCUGGUUGAUUUUACUGUUGACAUAUUUGAAAGUCAAGUAAACUCAAGAGAUAAUGCAAAGCUUUUAGUAGUAUUAUCUGAUGGUCGAGGUGUUUUCUCAGAAGGAUCUGACUAUGUUAACCAAGCUGUUCGAAGAGCUAAACUUGCCAAUAUCUUUUUGGUAUUUAUCAUUGUUGAAAGUCCAUUAAAUAAGGAUUCAAUUCUGGACAUUAGAAUGCCAAUAUUUGACAGUGGAAGAUUACUGGAAAUACGCUCAUACAUGGAUGAUUUUCCAUUCCCAUUUUAUAUGAUUCUUAGAGAUAUUAAUGCUAUGCCUGGAGUUUUAAGUGAUGCUUUGAGACAGUGGUUUGAAGUUGUCGGAAAAAUUGAUACGUGAUAAGUGAAUUUUUAAAAUAAUCAAUCAUUGUUUAUUCUUAUUAUAUUUUGAGUGAUUUUGUAAAAGAUUUUUGUCUAUUUUCCUACUAUAGUCAUGUAUAUUAUAAUUAAUAACAUUACGAUUGAUGUUUUUGCUCAUGGUUAUAAUUUUUCAUAAAUUUAGGUUUUUCAAGCACUUAUUGUUUUUAUUAUCAAGCUUUUUUUGAAUUAUUGAUAAGAUAGAUUGUCGAUAACAACGAAAUCAUACUAUAAAUUCAUGAUACACUAUCUUGUUCCAUCAGAUGAAAUUUUCGUUAUCUAUUUGAACAUCAUUACACAAAUAUUUUUGGAACAAGUUUUUGAAUUUUGAAUUUUUCUUCAAAUGAUAUAAUCAUUUCUAUAAAACCUACAAUUUCUUAUGCUGAAUAUAAUAUUUGAACAUUUUAUAUUAAUAAAUUAAUUUUCAUGUGAUUUCUCUUGAGAACAUAGGUUUCAAUUUAAAACUAUCAUGUAAAUAAGAUAAGAUUGAGGGAGAUUUAAAUACAAAAGAUGUGUGCAUUGUAAU